UUGCGCUUUCUCUGAGCGCGCCCCUGCCUGUCGUUUCGUUGGGCGGGUAUGAACUGAAACCGCGACUCCCAAUUUAACAUACUUUCCUUGUCUCUGUCAACACCACUCUUAGGUUUGCGCAACCCGCAACUCACAACCUGCAACGAACGAUACCCUUUUAGUUCUUGGGGAUUCCAGCCUGGUGCAAGAACUCCAAGUUUGCUUUCAUCGCAUUCAAUUCACUUGUUUUUAAUCAAUGGCCAUAGUCAAUCGCCAGCAAUAAACUCGACAUAUACAAGUCUAUAAUCACACGAAAUCUUGAAGACUUUCAGUUCCCGACGCGCGCCGACGCGCGCCGACAACGCUUCAAGUCUUUAGGGAUACCUUCUCUUCGAACGCAGGAACAUCACGAUGCCCCCCAGUCUGAAGGACAAAGGCGGUCGGCUUCUGGCUUUUGCCAAUGCUGGCCAGCGAACGAACGAAGCUCAAUCCGGGGUGGAUGUUAAGCCCACGAAGUCAGAACCACCACAAAAUGUUCCCACAGCUCCUAUACCUCGACCUACUAGCUACCCUCGGGAGAUCACGGGGCUCGGUGGUAGAAACACCGCGCCUCCAAAACAGAACUAUCCUUUCAGCCAACCACUGCAUCAUUCACCAGUGCGCUCAGCAGUAUCUUCUCCAAAUGGCCGGAUUAAAGCAGACUCAAGUGAUCGUCGGGUCGACAUCUUCUCUGGUUCGCAACUUGACGAAAACUUCAUGGAGUCUGGUCUUACGACUCCACAAAACGAGCCAUCCGAUUCCGUUAAGCUUGGGCCGGAGUUGACUCGUGAUCUUAAGAAGACCAUUCCGUCACACCGCCUCCCUGACCGCAAUCGAUUUCAUCGACCACCGCCGACAAGUGACUUAUUCAUUGUUGGUGACGAUCUUCGUAUGAACGUGGUCAGUCGGUCACAGCAACACAAUGUUGAUCAUAUGGGCGAUGGUUUCCAGGAUGAUGUAAACGUGAGGCAUGGAAAACUCAAUGGCCAGCACGGGCAUGGGCGAACUCGACCAGACUCCCCGGCACGACAGGACUCCAAAAUUCCCAUGCGUGAAGUGAGGAUUCGAAAGUCACAUUCCGGCCGAUCAGAGGCCUAUGACACGAACCAAGCAAGGAACAUAUCACCCAAACACCGUGAAACACAAUGGCAGACGCACUACAGAAAUGAGAGCUCCCGGCAGCCGACUGUCCACCAUUUGGAUGAUGCAGAUACUGAGUCUGCAUCUCAGGAGGAAGAACAUACAACGCCCAGGCCUAAGCCUGCCAAGCCGGUGGUUCAGAGAACUCUCUUGGAGAGCUCGAUGCCAGCUACGACAAACUUCAUGUCAAACACUAAUCGCUUGGACAGAAAGCGACGUCGUCCAAGCCCUGAGUACGACGAUGUGGCUCUUAACUCUAUGACAUUUGCCUCCCUUCGGCAGCAGCCUUUCGACUUUGAUCCUUCCAAAGAUGGGCAGAAGGGCACUGGAGUCAAUGCUGACAAUUUGGAAACCAAACUUGAGCAUUUUCGUCAUCUGGGUGAAAAGGAACAAAAUGACCUGUUUUCCAAUAUGUCGAUGGAAAAUUGGGAAACCUCGGGAGAAUGGUUUGUCAACAAGUUCAACGUACUCAUGCAAAAGUUGCUGGAUUCGAGAAGACAGAAGCGCAAAAUCAUUCAGGAGUUUGAACAAGAAGCAGCCAAUCGUGAAGAAGCUGUCCGUCUCAAGACACAGGCCAUUGACCGAAAGCUCUCUAAGAUGAAGCAGGACGGCCAGCGAGUGGUGGAGGAUAAGACUGCAUAGAUUAUGCGUGGCGUAUGGACAGAGUCGUUGGUUUUUUUUAUUUUUCCUGAAAUGAGUUUACGACCGAUAUGAUUGCAUUAUGCUGGAGUUGAGGCUGGUUUACUCGAUAUCGGGGCGUGAGAUAUCCGGGCGGUUCGCGAGGCACCUGGAGCAGAAAUGAGCUCACUUACACC
Messenger RNA from Fusarium redolens, 1973 nucleotides. RefSeq names its product extracellular mutant protein 11-domain-containing protein. The record is from RefSeq and is a predicted model, not a curated record. The transcript has a single exon. Gene Ontology annotation, molecular function: TBP-class protein binding; RNA polymerase I core promoter sequence-specific DNA binding. Gene Ontology annotation, cellular component: RNA polymerase I core factor complex. The coding region runs from base 391 to 1800 and encodes 469 amino acids. Lineage: Eukaryota; Fungi; Ascomycota; Sordariomycetes; Hypocreales; Nectriaceae. Gene Ontology annotation, biological process: nucleolar large rRNA transcription by RNA polymerase I.